Porites evermanni is the source of this 6718-nucleotide messenger RNA. The record is from the annotation of a GenBank genome assembly. NCBI's taxonomy places the organism in Eukaryota, Metazoa, Cnidaria, Anthozoa, Scleractinia, Poritidae.
AUGGCGGCAAGUCCAGGGGCAGAAGAAGAUUCUGUUUAUGACACGGGAAGAUUGUCUUUAUUUGAUAUUAUUCUGGAAAAAACCCGUGCUCAAAACAAGGUAAAGAAAACCUCUUCUCAUUUUUGCAUUUUAAUUUCUUUUUGUCGAAAAAUUACCAUGAAUUAUCCCUCUAAAACUCAUUUGAUAUGCAAGUGUUUACAAGUUGAAACUGUUAAUAUGAAGGUUGAACGAUGCUUUAUAAGCUUAUAUCUUCAUUUGAUUGCAGAAACAACUUGUCCAUCGUCUAGUUUAUGUAUCCAAAAUUCGUCAGGAUGUAAAUGAUCGGAAAGAAAUUGGAGGUAGGUUGCUUCUUACUUUGUAAUGUUAUUGUUUAAAUUGUAAACGGCACAGUAAAGAAAUAAACAAACAGGGCAAAUUAUUGCCCCAUUUGUUACAUUUUUACCUUGCGCCUAAUCAUUUUAAGACAUAAUCAACUCUAUCUUCCAUCCAUGGACCUUUCCUUAAACACAGUAGGUGUUAUACCAACGUGUUUAUGUUUUUAUUGUAUAGAGAGUUUUUUAGUUUAAAACAGACCACUCAUUAAGUUCAUAGGAAACUACAUCCGAGACUUAAGUAGCGUAUUUUCCAUAUCUACGUAUCUGAAGCUGACAUAAAAUUAAUCUUCCUCUGAGGAGCAAGAGAAUGUUGAUACGAAGAAGAAAUCUUUGUUUGACUUUAAAUUAUUCAAGGAUCUCCUUACAAAUGAAGACAAAAGGAGAAAACUUCAAGAAAUUCCUGUCACCAGACUACAGCAGUUCACAAUAAAGUUUGCGCUGUUUUUAUAACAAACACACAAUAACAAUAUUUUACUCACUCUCUGCGCUCGUUCGUAUACUAUUGUUCUCACCACUCAAAAAUAAAAUUCAUAUCUUCACACAGCUUUGUAAUAUCCUCUACAUAUAUAAAUACAUUCAACCAGUUUGGUAAUGAAGUUAGCAGAGUACUGAAAAGGGUAACCUGUAGACAACAUGUGACUGCCAUGCAAAUAUGUUGUAUGGUGUGUAAAUUGUCCCAUCACAGUCUCUAUCUAGAUAUAAUUUAGUCAAAGUUAAGUUUCCUUAUGUGGUCACCCUCAGGAAGCAGAAAAGGUGAUCUGCAACUGAAGUUGGCUGCUUACACCACCGUAUUUCUUGCAUUGCGGAGAGUUCAAAUGCAAUUUUGUCAAUGCUGCCUAAGUAGCACUGCCCCCCUUGCAGGAGUGUCUACUAAGAGAGUUUUUUGUCUGUAAAAUACUGCAUCAAUUUCAUCUUAACUGGUGUGACAUCCACAUAAUGAUAAAAAAAUCCUUCUAAGCUGAAAACUGACAUACCGUAAUCAUAGUCCAUAAUCUUCUUGACCUCUAGAAGCAAAUACUGUUAUCAAGCAGGCUCUCUUGACCUUUAAAGGGAAAGUGGGUGUUGUUGAGAAACUACUCUCGAUGUUUUUGGAUUUGUUGGUGUGUGGUUAACUCUUGGGGAUUUUUAAUAUUAUUUCAGCUCACUAUGAAAGGUUAUUCAAGGACUUACAAACACAAAUCCAUGGUGAAGCAGUCACAGGACUCCUUCUUAUUUACCCAGUUCACAUAAUUCAUGUCAUAGAGGUAAGAGAAAAUAUCUUUUGCAAAAUUGUGUGUUCCACGCAUACGGUACUUUUAUUUACUCAUUUAUGUCAGUCAUGUAUACAUUUUAUUCACACUCUUUAACAUUUGCUCAUGCAUUAUAUUCCUGACAUUCAAUAACCUGUAUUCACUUUCCUCUUUUCAAUCUUCAAAAUAAUAAGUAACUUGAAAACUUUUCUUUAAAGCAUGAAAGUGACAGCUCAAAUUGAACCGUGAAAUAUUUCACGGAAAUAUUUUAUUGUAUGAGCUGUGUGACAGGUCCAUGUUUUAAAUUUAUUAGGAAUACAUGGCAACAUUGAGGAAUAUAUUUCUGACCAUUGUGUAUUAUUGUUCUUUUACGUGUGAAAGGCAACUUUAUACUUUUUUGGUGCCCUUGCAUUGGACAUUAAGCUUAAAAUAUAUACUCAAACUGAUGUUUUUGACUAUACUACUGAAUAUUCAACCCAGUUUUGUUUUGUUUUGUUGUUUUUUGUAAAUUUCCAGAAAUAAGCAAGCCAAGGGGGGCAAUGUGUACAGUGCCAAUACUGUAACAAUAUAACAAUACUAUAACAGUUUAUGAUCAGUUUCGGCAAAGUUUUCGCAUUGUUACCAAAAUUUAUAACACCAAAGCACUAUCUGAAUGUUAUCUAUUGUUCUGUAGACUUCUUAUAACAUGCUUCUCAAAGUUGUAAAGGACUUGGUAGAAGAUGAACAAAGUAUAAGGUAAAAACAACUGUAAUUGAUGCAACCUAGUAACACAAAGACUGGAAUCAUACCUCUAGGGCGUGGUUGUCUUACACCCCCCUGUAAUGUUGGCUCCCAUCCUUUUUGUUCCCACUGACCAUUCUUAUCAUGGGGUGACAACCUCAUCAGCACCUUAAGUACAUUUGGUUUUUUUGCCCCUAAUUAAACUUGCUGUAAUAAUAAACAAAUUAUUUGUUUAUAUUUUUGGAGGUUAAUGAACAUCUUAAAUAUAUUCAGUUUUGUUUCACAGAGAAAAAACAUUUUUAAGUAUGCUCCACCUUAAAAGGUUAUUCCAUUGUAAGAGGUAUUAUAUUUUGUUUACAAUAAAAUGCAAAAAUUCCUAUAAAAAGGCCUAACUAUCAUAAAUAUUUUUUGGCAGUGGUAUGCUACUAAACACCAAAAUUCUUGUGUGCACUGGUGAUGUAUCCUUUUUACUGCUGUUUGUACUACCAAGAAGACCAUAGAGAUUAAUACUGUAACCCAUUUACUCUCGGAUAUUUUACCAAAAAUUGCCUUUUGAUGCCAGUCUAGCUGUUUUCUGGUCACUGUCUGGCUACAAUGAGCAAAAACUGGUAUUUAUAAGUCAAACACUUUGGGGACUUCUGUUCCACAUCAAUGCAAAAUAAAUAUUAGCUAUUCUGAAGUUUCAGCAUGUGCAGAAGCAUAAGUGGUCAGAUUCAUUGCAUAUUUAGGUGGGAUAUUGUAACAACUGAAUUUCACUUACCAGUGACAUGAAGAGAAACAUCAUAAUUUUUGUAAAACAAUGUACUCCAAAAUACCUUAACUGUAGCAAGCUCAAUAACCGUUUAUUUGGCCAGUGGAGUUUUAGAACUCUUAAUCUUGCUGCUCCAAGAAUACAAGAGUUUACAACAAAUGAACCUAUAGAUGUUGUGGUAAGUCUUUUUAUAAGUACAGUGGCAUUUGGUACUCACUGACAGUUGCUCAGUUACACUCUAUUGAGUAGGCAUACUAUAUUGUAAAUAAUACAGUGCAACUGCUUGUUCAGACACCUUUCUUUUACAGACACUCUCCAAACAUAAACACCUCCCUAUUAUAGGCAGUUCUCUUGCUCCCAAUAAUACUAAACUUCAUACAAUUGCUACCCCUCUAAUAUUCAGACACCUCAGUGAUGCAGACACUUGGCUCUUUCCCUUUUGUGUAGAUGUACUAGGGCGUUUUUUUUCAAAGUUUUAACUGUCUGAAUGCUAUAUAGCCGUCCAUGAGUUGCAGGCAAUGAAUGAAGUAGUCUGUUUUAUGCUUAAUUCAUGGACAUGCAAAAAAAUUUAUCUGAAAAUUAAGGAAAUCCUCCUCUGGAAGCAGGUUUAACCCCUCAUAUAUACUAAAUAAAUGUUCUAGACUUCUCUAACAAUCGUUUUAGUUUUAGACCUUUUCCAUACAAUUUGACUUCAGAACAGUUUACACGGUAAUCCUCAGUCAUAACAUUGAACCCAAUCGUCUUUAAUUUCCUUGAAAUGUAAGUCAGAACCAGCUUGAUACAUGUAUAUUGUGUGUGUUCUUUUUUCCAAACAGUUUUGUGUUUGAUGUCUUGACCACAAGUCAUACGACAAGUGUGGCUGCUAUGGUUUUUCACUUUGAUCACCAGAAAGCUACCCAAACUUACUCCAGCUUUAUUUACAUUAUCUACUAAACUAUACUUUACACUGCAGUGGCGGAUCCAGGGGAUGGGCCUGGGGGCCCGGGUCACCCCUUAUUUUUAGAGCAAACUGAGGCCCAAAGGGCCGAAAACAUUUUUUUCGGGGAACUGCGCACCCCCUACUCCCCAUCAUCUCUAAGGUCUGGAGCUGGCACUGUACUGCCCACGCUGAUUAUGUCAUCUGCAAUCUACUACCUGUAACUUCAAGUAAUAUGUUUCAUGAGAAAGACUUAUUGUUUAGAGUCUCUGUAAUCGUGUUGUUUGUCAAGAAUGUUUCCAAUUUGUUCCAGGUUACAGAAGCCCUUUCACUUGUCAUUAAGUUAGCAGAAUAUUUGGCAAAGCUUCCAAAGGUUAGUGUUGACCUGACAAUAAGACAGACAGUUCAUAACAAAUUACACGGAAUUGAAUAGUUUUCUUGAUUUUUAUUAGAUAAAAUCUGAUAUGAUACUGAAGCAAAGGUCAAAUAUCAGGCUAUACCCUGCAUCCAAUUUGACAACUUACUUUCAACAAAUUUAUUGACUUGUUUUUUCUUACAGAUCAGUUUGACAAACACCAUGGAUCAAUUACCAGAAAAAGUACCUGAUCUUUUAGUAAGACAAGGUAUUGUAAUUUUAGUUAAACGCUUAGAAUGGGGGUAAUAUGCAGCAUUAUAAGGAUGGAAUAGCUCACAGUUCAUCCAAUUUUUUUCCAUAGAGACAAGAGUUUACAAUGCAUUGCUAUUUCCAAUUCUAGCAAUUGGUUCUUUCUGAUUGUUUGAUUGAUUAAGCACGAUUUCCCGAAUAUACACCAAAAAGGUCGGCAGCCUUGCAAAUAUUACAAUCUUAGUAUUAUUAUUAUAAUGGAGUCGAUUCUCUCCCCCACCCCCACCCCCUCCUCCUACCUGCUCCCCAACCUGCCUCACUUUUUAGUCUUAGAUUUCUCUUUUUUCAUUAAUCACAUUUUUUUAACAUUGGAAACCAUUAAUCCGUCUAUGGAUCGAGGUUGUGCUCUUGCCGCAAUUGUCGGUAACCUCUUUGGAAUUUCUGAUCCACCCCAUUUUGGUGGUUGGUACAAGUAGCAAAGUUUCUUGCAAUAGUGGUAGGAAAACCUAUUGCAUUAUAAUUUGCUCCUUAAAGCACUGAAAACAUAGCAAAGACACCAUACCAGCAGUUGUUAAAGCCAUCCACUUUUUAGAGGCGGCCAGACUUGCUACAAGUCGACCUCUUGGCGAGCGGAGCGUGCUUUUUUUGUUCGCGAAGCGGCCGACCGCGAGCGACGAAGUCAUAUGAAAUCCGACGAAGGACUUUUUUGAAAGUCUAAGAGGCAGCCUGCUCUAGCCAAUUUGGGAAAUCUUUAGUACAUUUAAGAAAAAGUAACGGGCCUAAAAUGGAACCUUGAGGGACUCCACAAGUGAUUUGUUUUCUUACCGAAAAUGGCAGUUGACCAUGUUCUUCUGGCUUCGAUUGCUUAAAUACGACUCAAACUACUUUAAAGAGUGGUUUUCCGUUUGAGUCCACCAUGUCGUACAUGUAACGAACACUUUUUCUGUACUUUAACUCCGCACAGAUUUAAUCGAAUACGUUUUGAACUCUCAAGACCUUAACACACCGUCAGGAUACCUUAAAAGAUAUACAACACCAAUAGACAUUGUCUUGGACAGUGGUAUGAGGAUUUUUGAUUUUCUAUUAAUUUAACUUAAUGUCCUUAAGGUACGUUGGGAUUACGGCAUGAUGCUUUGGUGUCGGACGCAGUCCGCCAAAUCGUCGGCCGAACGCCAUCCGACGAAGCUUUUCGCGCGGGUCCUUAGAAAGACUUGACUGAAACCGGGCUAAGUUGGGAACAACCUAGAGAUAGUGAAGUGGUUGAGCCACGAACCUGAAGGUCAUUAAGAACUUUGAAGAACUAAAAUAGCUAGUCACUUUCCCCGAAUAGUCGAUGUGAUAGGUUGUCGUUUCAGAUAUUGUGCUUUUGAAGUGGGUUUUUGAUUCCUCUGUGUGUGCCUUUCCCUUAUCUCUUUUCACGCUUAACUUCCCCUCCCUCCCCUCCCCCCUUUUUUGCGACUGCCACGCAGGCUACACUCUGUGCUUUCUUGAAAUUGUUGUAGGCAACUGCACACGCUGGUCACGUGUGACUUUAUUAAACGAAGAAGUGUAGAAGUCAUGAACAUGAUGCAAGGGGAGUGGAGGGAAGGGGGGAGCACGAAAGGGGAAAUUCCGCCCUUUUUUUCUUUUUUUCCCACCACUUUUGAUGCCUGUCUCACCGGCUAAUUGUCUCCUAACGAAAAGCGGGGACCGCACAACAAUUUUUUAUUAAAGCGUGUGGGGUGGGGUGGGGUGGUGUGGGGGCCACAGUUUUCCUCUUCCUUCCCUCCAAACAAUGUUACUCUUGUUUGAUGGAAAAAAUGUUCUCCCUGUUACCUUAUUGCAUCGUAGUAACUUAUUGAUAUAAAUUGAUUUAUUGUAAGAGCUAACUCAAGGUUGUUUUUACUAUAUUUUCUUUUUUAACAGAACUGGCCUGGCCAAUGCAGACAAAGCUUUUUCCUUUAAGUUAGAAUGGACCUCCUUUGAGGAUUGUUCAUACUUGGUAAUACUUGUAUGUUGUAAAUUGGUUAAAAGUCCGUGUUUUUUGUUUAGAAAUCACAGUUUUAUUUUACUUGAGUCUCGUCAUUUAAAUGAUAAGAAGAUGGAACAAACCGGUAGGCUUUUUCGUUACCAUUUGAGCGCGAA